ACACCAGUUCUUCUAUAUACAUAGACCAGAGUAUCAGACACCAGUUCUUUGUGAAGGAACGCUUGAUGAAUAUAAAUUAAGAAUCAGGGACGAUGAAAUUCGACAGUGGUUCUAACCAUCCUCCAGCCCAGUAUCUGCCGGGGGGCCCUGGGUUGCUGUCUAUUCUUGCCCCCACCAACAGCUACGUGCACAGCUCCCCUUUGUUUCUUGAGAACGGGUUGCAUAGGAACACUGGAGAUCAUUUACUAGAAGAAGUUGAGAACCCUAAUGAUGACCCAAAAGUUAUCCUCGAGACAAUGGAGCUGUGGGAUGAGUUCCAUGAAUACGGAACAGAAAUGGUAAUCACCAAGUCCGGAAGGUUGGAAAAUUAUUUAUCUUUUCCGAUUGUCCAAAAAAUACUAAGUUUCUUGUUCAGCCGAUGGAUAGUGGCCGGAAAGGCCGAUACUGAGAUGCCGAAGAGGAUGUACAUCCACCCAGACAGCCCCGCCACCGGGGAGCAGUGGAUGCAGAAGGUCGUCUCCUUCCAUAAACUCAAGCUCACCAACAAUAUAUCAGAUAAACAAGGAUAUACAAUCUUGAACUCGAUGCACAAGUACCAGCCGAGGUUCCACUUGGUGAGGGCCAGCGACAUCUUGCAGCUCCCCUACUCUACCUUCAGAACCUUUGUGUUCAAGGAGACGGAGUUCAUUGGCGUCACAGCUUACCAGAAUGAAAAGAUCACUCAGUUGAAAAUUGACCACAAUCCCUUUGCCAAGGGUUUCCGUGAGCAAGGAGCAGGGAAAAGUUCAAAAAAAAAAAUGUCUCCAGAAAAACGACCUAAUUUUCAACAAAGAAAACAACCUGGAAAGAAAAGGCGGAAAAUGAUUGAGAUAGAGGAAGAUGCUGAUAUGUGUCCUAAACUCUCCCCGUCUCAACUCUUCUCCGCACCUGGAGACAAUCCAUCACUCUCCCACCACCUGGAGAACGGAGAGAAGAAUAUAUUCCCGAACCUUUACAGAAAUCAUCUUCUCCUCGCAAACUUUCAAGCUCUGCUCUCCGCUAACUCCAUGUUCUCCUCCAACCUGAACCCUGGGAUAAACUCUCCCUAUUCAUCCUUCUUAAAUCCAACCUCUCUUCUCUCCGCUCCUCCGUCCAUUCCUUUCCUAAAUCUUGGAGCAUUUAAUCCUUUACUCCAGGGAGGGUUAAACUCUUUGCUCCUCGGAGCUCUUGGAGCAGGAGUAUUUGGAUCAAGGCCCCAGGAAGAGGAAGAAAUAAAAAAAGAAAAAAUGGAGUCUGAGGGGGUUGGAUGGGACCCCCGAUUGGAAGAUAAAAGUCCAGAGAAGAAAAACCUUGAGAUGUCAAUCGAACACAAUCCAUCAGAAGAAAGAAAAUUUGAAAAAAGAGCAGAAUCAAUAAAUUUAGAAGCAGAAUUAUCGGAAUCAAAGACAGGACCAACGCAACCAGGAGCAGUAUCAAUGGAAACAGGAAAAGUAUCUUCGGAAUCAGAAACAUUAAGUUUGGAAACAACAACAGUAUCUUUGGAAACAGGAGUAAGGUCAAUAAACCAAGAAGUUGUCUCUGAACUUACCAAAAACCUAGGGAAUGCAGAAACCGGGUGGGGUUCCUCCCUACUGCACACAGCAUCGUCAUCAUCAUCUUUAGCAUCUUUCUCCUCUGAAACCUCUUCCCCGAUCAAAUCAACCUCCACAGAUGUAUCCAACUCUCCUUCCAUAUCCGCUCCAAAACCAGCAAAAUCUUCCCAAACCUUAGAACCAACCCGGAGUAGAGUAAACCUUUCAUCAACCCUCACUUGUAAACCUAUCCAGGAACUUAGAUCAGGACCUGAUCUCGGAGAAAACGUGGUUAAAUCUAUCCCUUCUCCGCCAAACCCUGUAUUUUCCGACACUACUCCGCCAAGGCCUGAUCUUUCCGCCCCUAUUCUGCCAAACACUGUUCUUUCCGCCCCUAUUCUGCCAAACACUGUUCUUUCCGCCCCUAUUCCACCUAACCCUGCUUCUUCCGUCCCUAAACCGCCGUAUGCAACAGAAAAACAUCAUCUAGUAGCAUUUUGAUUGAUUUGUGAAAUAACCAUUCUCGUUUUCAAUUGUCAAAGGGAACAAUCACGUGUUUUCUACAAAAGUAAAUCUCGGAAAGGUUUCUAAAUUGAUUUUGACUAUUUUUAUGCUAAUCCGGGUUUAUAAUGAAAAGUAAGCAUCAUGAUAAUUGGAAAUGAAAAAUUAAUUUUUGAAAAACUGACUGUAAAAUAUGGUAGGUGUUAGCGUUUACUAAAGUUCUAUUUAAGAUUCUAGUUUGGUAUAUUGUUCAGAAUCAGAGCUUAUUCCUUCAUUUUAAAUUUUGAGAAGAUAAAAAAAUUAUAAUUUUUCUUGAAACAAACUUAUGAAUUUAUCAAUUAUUUAAUUAUCUAAUUUCACAUUCCAAUUUAAUCCUUGUUUCUUAUCUAUACCUCUACAGAGGGUUUGCACAAAAAUCUGUAGUUUUGCCGAGUCCCUGCCGAGUCCCUUGAAAAUAAAUUGAGUCAUUGUCACAAACUCUAAUUUCCUAAUCCCUUUAUCUUUGCAACCUGGUGUA
Eurytemora carolleeae is the source of this 2568-nucleotide messenger RNA. RefSeq lists its product as uncharacterized. NCBI's taxonomy places the organism in Eukaryota, Metazoa, Arthropoda, Copepoda, Calanoida, Temoridae. Gene Ontology annotation, biological process: positive regulation of DNA-templated transcription; regulation of transcription by RNA polymerase II; cell fate specification. The record is from RefSeq and is a predicted model, not a curated record. Gene Ontology annotation, cellular component: nucleus. Gene Ontology annotation, molecular function: RNA polymerase II cis-regulatory region sequence-specific DNA binding; DNA-binding transcription factor activity, RNA polymerase II-specific. Bases 93 to 2051 code for a protein of 652 amino acids. The transcript has 8 exons.